Messenger RNA from Emiliania huxleyi CCMP1516, 1539 nucleotides. RefSeq lists its product as hypothetical. The transcript is spliced from 4 exons. Lineage: Eukaryota; Haptophyta; Isochrysidales; Noelaerhabdaceae. Gene Ontology annotation, biological process: mRNA processing. Bases 1 to 1539 code for a protein of 512 amino acids. Gene Ontology annotation, molecular function: mRNA binding. Gene Ontology annotation, cellular component: exon-exon junction complex. The record is from RefSeq and is a predicted model, not a curated record.
AUGCCGGGUCGGCGCCGCACUGCCGACGACGAGGAGGAGGACGGGCGAGUCGCGGAGCCCGCUGAGGACUCGGACGCGGACAGCGCUGGCGAGGAGGCCCUCAACGGCGAGGACGCCGACGCCGGCAAGGCGGCCGACGAGACGGACUAUGCAAACGACGACGAGAGCGAAGAGGAGGAUGCUGACGAGGCGGCGGUGGACGAAGAGUUCGGGGAGGCGGCGCAGGAGAGCUUUGACGACGAGGAGCACGACGCGCGUGACGACCGCGAGGCGGUGAACGUCGCGGUUCCCACCAAGGGAGCCUUCUUUAUGCACGACGACAGGAUGGGCGGCGGCGGCGGCGGCGGCCGGCGGCGCUCGCGGCAGGAAGGGCGGGGCAAGAAGGAGGAGGAGCUGCCGUGGGCGCACGACAAGUUCGAGGAGCUCAUGCGCGAGGAGCCGCGGCCGCAUCGCACCAGCCGCGGCAGCAGAGGCGGCAAGGGCGAGGGGCGCGGCAAGGGCGAGGGCCGGAGCAGCCGAGGGCGCGCACUCCGCCUCGCCUGGCCGCGCCCUCGGCCAGCCGCCCCCGGCUGGGAGGAGGAGGGCGGCCACGCCCGCCAGAACGGCGCUGCGCCUCUGCCUGCCGCCGCCGGCGCGCAGCACCCGCUGCUGAAGGAGGUGCCGGAGGCGGUGGCCGACGCGGCGCGAUCCUCGCCGCCGCAGCUUCCCACAAAGGGCGGCGGUAAGGGCGGCAAGGGCCGCCGCGGCGGAAAGGGCGGCGGGGCGGCACCGCCCAUGCCUUCGCCGUCAGAGGCGGCAGCGGCGGCGGCGGGAGAGGCCGCGGGUGGGGCUGGCGCGGGCGGGAUCUCGGCCGCGCAGGCGCUGCUCUGCGUGGCGCCGCACCUCGCCGCGUGCACCAGUGCCGGGGGAGGAGGGGGGGUGAUCUCGCUCUCUGCGCAGCGCACUCCAGAGUGGCUCCGGAGUGCCGGCGCUGCGGUGGCGGCUGCGGCGUGCCCGGCAGCGAGCAGCGCGGCGGCGGCGGCGCCGAUGGAGGCGGGCGCCGCGGCGCUGUCUCUGCCGGGCGCCGUGUCGCCGUCGCCGUCGGCCGGCCAGCCGCUCAACCGUUCGGCGGCGGCUUUCCAGCCCACCUUCUCCGAGGGGACGUACGUGCAGGGAGGGGCGGCGCAUUGGGAGGGCGGCGGAGGCAUGGGCGGCGGAGGCAUGGGCGGCGGAGGCAUGGGCGGCGGAGGCAUGGGCGGCGGAGGCAUGGGCGGCGGAGGCAUGGGCGGCGGCAUGUCGCCCUCGCCGCUCGGCGGGCUGGUGCAGAACCCGUACGCAGGCGAGGGGCACUACUUGGGCGGCGGCGGCAUGGGGGGCAUGGGCGGCGGAGGGUAUUUGGGCGAGGGUCCGAUGCCGUACGGCGGCGAGGCGGGGCCAAACCUCGAGCUCAACAUCGACGGCUACUCGCUCUCGACGACCAAGCUCGGCGUCUCGGUCCUCGUGCCGACCGGCAAGCGGGCUGUCACCAUCGAGAAGCCGCACGACGAGCCUGCGGCGUGA